Acanthaster planci (crown-of-thorns starfish) is the source of this 3551-nucleotide messenger RNA. RefSeq lists its product as uncharacterized. Gene Ontology annotation, biological process: regulation of transcription by RNA polymerase II. The record is from RefSeq and is a predicted model, not a curated record. Gene Ontology annotation, cellular component: nucleus. NCBI's taxonomy places the organism in Eukaryota, Metazoa, Echinodermata, Asteroidea, Valvatida, Acanthasteridae. Gene Ontology annotation, molecular function: DNA-binding transcription factor activity, RNA polymerase II-specific; RNA polymerase II cis-regulatory region sequence-specific DNA binding.
UUGCUUGAGCAGUUAAGUGUGAUUCAGUCUUUCCAGGGACUUCUUUGUGGUGAAAGGUCUGAAGUGGCGUGCAUCAUCGUUCUUUAUAUAGCUGAUGACUAGUUUUUCAAGUCUACAUGUAUGCCCUUCUUAGAGUACCUCAACCCGGGUCGUCGACCUAUCCAGUACAGAUAGAUUUCUGAAGAAGAAAGGACUUUGGGGGAUCUGGCGUGCGUAGUGCGUGACAUCCCGUCCUCUUGCCAGAAAAGCAAAUUUGUCAUGUGACCUUUUUUGCGCAACUCGUGGCAAAGAUCCCACUGAGGUUUAGUCAAAGUCAUGCGGGUAAACUUCUCUUCCGGCAUGUCCGGGCGGAUGGGUGCUCCUCCCCGUUCAGGAUUAGGUUAAUUUGUAGUACCGGACGAAGAAGGUGGGGCUUACACUCAACUACUGCGAAUGUUAGUAACUUAACUCGCUGCAUUUACAAACACUUGCAUUCUGGACUUCACCGAGUUGAUUUUGAUAAAAGAGACAACCACGAGAGUUCAUAAUAAGUCACUUGUAAAGUUGCGGUCAAGUUGAUUGACUGGCCAGGAAUUUCACUUGUUGGCAAGUUUCACUUUUUGUUUCAAUACUUCAUUGUCCUGGCGAUUGGCCGUGGCGAUCGAUUAUGUAUCCAACAACGGCCAAACUUGUAAAGGUUGAAGCGGAUUACACUGCGUCUGAGGACAUCAUGGACAUCUCAAGUUAUGCUCCCCCUAUGACAACUUCUCACCCGAUGAGCACACACCAAAGUGCUAUCCCUACCUCUGUCAUCACCCCAACCUCUCUGACUAGUGGCUGGUUGCCCCAUCUCAACAACAACAUCCACGGCGGUAACUUUGUGCCACCCUCGGUGUCUUCAAGUUCCCAUGGUUCUAUAACCGCCAGACACCAAGGAUCACGAGCCGUCCACCAUGGUCGAGUCAGAUCUAGUGACCUGGAACUAUUGAGGAUGUCCCCAUCAACAUCAAGAAGGAGAAUCAGAGAUGAAGAUUUGCCGCCCGAGGAAAGAGACAAAAGGCGCAUCCGUCGUGAAAGGAACAAGCUUGCAGCCGCCAAGUGUCGCCAGAGGCGGGUAGACCACACCAACUCUCUCAUUGGGGAAACUGAAGAUUGGGAAGAGAAGAAUGCCACCCUGGAGCAGGAAAUUUCUAAGCUGCAUCAGCAAAAGGAACAACUUGAGUUUAUUCUGGAGGCACACAAGGCAAUGUGUCGGCAGAACAAAGCCAACAAACAGACAGCCACAACCUCCACGGCUACCUCCACCAGCAGCCUGGAAACCCCCACUACUGAAGUGGUCACGCCCACCAGCGUCUUCAAUUACACCGUGGGAACUACGGUUCACAAUGGCGACGCGAGCGACAACAUCUUGAGUUGUGGAAGGGAGGCUAUCAAAUCAGAGAGCAGCAACAGUGAUAUGUCCAGUCCGGAAGCCAAUAGGACACUGAUUCAGCUUUGAAACGGAGACUGGGAGAAGAACAAAAAACUGAUGAUGUAAAAAGUGUCCAGCUGGCAACAAGAGAUGCUCUGUCUGUCUGCUAACAACCCUAUCCAAGAUCCUAUCCAACUCUAGAACCUUUAACAGCCACUAUGUAUUCAAUUAAACUGACUUCAAAAAAUAUUGCCUGCUCAAACAAGAAUGUUUUCCAACAUUUACGUAAACCUAAUGUUAUUCAUAACCUGAUUAUUAAUAAUGAUUAUGGAUGAAAUGAAGUACACCGAGAAAUUUUGUCAUUCACCCGCCAUCUUGAGUUUUCCCUACUAACGAGUAAUGAGGCAACCGUAGCCUACUGCCUGCUAUUUGCCAUUCUGACCUAAGGGAAUAAAAACGUUUACAGAUGGCGGCCUUGCAAAAUUUAUCAGGUGUUUUCAAACUUGCGGUUUGAAGAUAUUCAGUAGUGUAUCAUGUAUUUGAAUGAGAUCAGAGCUAAAUUAAAGUCUCGGCAAUCCAUUCCAACAUCCUACGUUAUUAAUGUAGUCUCUUAAGCGACUGAAACAAUGUGUAAUAAUUUAAAGUGCAAUAAUAUUUUUUGCUGAUAUCACUGAUAUCAAUAGCAUAUCUGAAGCUGUUCUCUUCAAUAGCAUAGUAAAAAAAUGAUAAAUGCCAAUCAUGCCAAUUAUUAAAUUAUGAUUUUUAAUAUAAUUAUUUCAAAUAAGGGCCUUUCAUUAAAUAAUUCGUCGAUAAUUUAAGAUUGCAUGAAUUCGCAAAAGGUUUGUACCCAAUGUUCAUUUCAGCUUUGUGUGAUGUGACCACUUUUGAGUUGUGUUAAGAUGAAUCUCCUAAAGGUGUCUAGCAUCUCGGCUUCCGCCCACGCGUUACAGUGUAGACUUAGAAUGAGGGUCUUGCUCGGAAAGAGUGAGUCAGUGUUUUAUUACUCAUCGCAAAAAGUUUGAGAGUAGUUCCCGUUUUUCUUAUCCCUGGGAAUAGUGAUCUAAUACCUCGCUAAUUAAUUUGACCUUUCAGAGAUUUUGUUGAGUCAUCGAUGGAUGGCUGUUCAUUUACCGAUGGGCGAGUCUACAUUUUCUCAUAACCUUUUGGAAGAGUAUGAGUCAAAUUUUUGUAUUUGUAUAAAACGCAGCAUUACAAGUUGCAUGAGAUUUUUUUUCUUUCAAAGAAAAAGAUAUGCAUUGAUGCCAUCAUUUCGAAAGUGUUUUAGCGAAUGAUGAUCAGAGAAGACUGAAAUAAACACCAGCGUAUUUGCCUUAUUUUUUAAAUGUAAAUCGUCGGUGGCUUGUCGAAAGCCGGAGGGUGAAGUACGUGUUAUCGUAUAAUGUAGGCCCAUUGCCGUUUAAGGUAAUUUUUUCCAUUUUUGUGAAAAAUUAAACAUUUCAAUUUUCUAAACAUUUGAACACUGCCAACGUAAUUGUUUUCAUGUAACGUACAUGUACAUGUUAACGUUUGCUAUAAUUGUUAUGUUUGCGUCACGUUAUAGCUUUACAGUUUUUGUUUAUAAAUUAUUUUUACACAUAACGACAAACGAAACAGCAUCUGUGCGAUGGAACACUGCUCCGUCAAAGAUAUUUAUUUAUUUAUUUUGUAAAUAACCAUAUAGGUGAAACAUGCACAGUAACAUUCGAUACAGUAACCAUGGAUUGUGUUGGAAUUCUUUGCAUUGGUAUCAGUUUCAUUUGUCUUUUGAACGUAGUGUCUGGUAGCCUCGAUUGUUGUGUGAACUGUGACGUGGUUAAUACAUUGGAAUUUCCGGAAAUAAAAUGUGUACAACUGUUGACAAGUAGCGCGUGAUCAUAAUGUCUUUGUGUAAAUGUGUCAAUUGAGACUAUGCGUCGUUUGAGUUUUUUACCCUUUUUAUCACUGCCAACAAAUUAUGUUUUAAAAUUACUGACAUCGAACAUGUACAAAUGUAUAGUUUGUGGCAUGUUAGAAAAAGUUAUUGUGCUUUGUGUAUUGUAGCAGUUAUUUCAUUAACGCACCAAGAUUUCAAAGAGUGUGUGCCAAGAGGCAUAAGGUCUCACGAAUUUUAGUGGACACAAUUGUGUAAUAAAACACUGCCAAUCUGUGCAGAGAUUGUGUG